AUGGCUACGAAUUCUUCUGCAUUUAUCAACACAGCUGAUCCUGAUGAUAUUUCGAUCGAGGACAAUUCAAAUUAUCCAUCAAUCAUCAAAGAAUUUUUCUCGUAUCUGAAACAUAAUAUAGAGAAAAAUCGAUGGUCAUCGAAAUGUAGAUUUUGUCCUUUGAUCAUCACUGAUACUUAUAAAACAACUUCAAAUUUUGUGAAGCAUGUGAAAAAUAAACAUCAAUCCCUCUAUGAUGAAUGGAAAAAUAAAAAUGCUGAAUCUUCAAAAGAUAAAAACCAACCGAAAAUAAACCAUGUAUUUAGUCCUGAUAGAGAAAAAUAUUCGACGAACAACAUACGACAACAACAGCUUACCAAUAGCAUUAUUCAAAAUUUAAUAAUAAAUAUGGCUCUUCCAUUAUCAAUUGUCAAUCAUGUGUCGUUUAACAAUUUCAUGAAGAAUGUUGAUCCAAAGUAUAAACCUAUUCACAGACGUGAUCUUACUCGUUCACAUAUACCUGUUUUACAUAAGAAAUGUAUAUCUAAAUUACAAGCAAUUUGUUCUCGUUCAAAUCAUGUAAGCCUUACUCUCGAUGUUUGGAGUGAUCGUCGGAUGCGAUCGUAUUUUGGUAUCACUAUGCAUACUAUUAUUGAAGAUAAACAUCAAUCAUUUUUACUUUCAUUUGAACGAUUACAAGGACAACAUACAACCGAUAAACUUUCAACAGAAUUCGAUCGUGUCGUACAACUUUAUAAUUUAAAUAAUAAUAUUGUUCGUUUAAUUACUGACAAUGCCAGUAACAAUUUAGCUGCAUUUGACAACAUUGUUUUACCCGGGUUUGAUGAUUAG
This is a messenger RNA of Adineta ricciae, 831 nucleotides long. Lineage: Eukaryota; Metazoa; Rotifera; Eurotatoria; Adinetida; Adinetidae. The record is from the annotation of a GenBank genome assembly.